AUCGCAGCGGCGAAGGGGGAAGAACCAAGAGCGACCCAGACGACUGCUCCUGCACAGGUUUCUAUGUCGUCCAGAACAGGAGUUUAAGUUCCCGCACUUGGGCUACCUUUCCGUGUAUUUUGUCAUGUCUAAUAGUAAAACAAGUCCAAAUAACGCUAAUAAUAGCAGAGGUUCAAAGCGGAACUUGCCCUCAUGGAUGACAUCAAGGGAAAACGAGAAAAAAAGCUGUGGGGAGAAAUCAAUGGGGGCUGGUGAGGAUGAGAAGUCUUCUGAGUGUGAGACACCUAACAAGAGCAAAGGCCAGGAUGAAGGGAAAUUUGUCGGGACGACCUCCAAGAAAGCUGAAAAUAGUGGAAAAUCUACAGCUCCUAGUUUGGAAUCAAAAGGCUUCUCUAAACUUCUGGAAGGGGUAGUUUUCGUGCUGUCUGGUUUUGUCAAUCCUGAGCGCAGCAUUUUGAGGUCCCGUGCCCUGGAAAUGGGGGCGGAGUAUCAGCCUGACUGGAACUCGGAUUGCACUCUCUUGGUUUGUGCAUUUCCAAAUACCCCCAAGUUUCGGCAAGUUGAAGCUGAUUGUGGAACAAUUGUUUCAAAGGAUUGGAUAUUAGAGUGUUAUGCCCAAAGGAAGCUUCUCGAUAUUGAAAGUUACCUCAUGCAUGUGGGGAAGCCAUGGCGUAGAACGGAUAAAUUGCAGGAAAUAGAUGAAGGGCAAAAAUCACCCCUCCCCAGCAAAUCUGCAAAGCAUACUGAAAGAGAAUCACCUUCAAAGUCAUCCACCUCAACAAAAUUAAAGGGAAGUAAAAAUGAUCCUUUCAAGAAAUGCUUUUCUGCUUCUGAAGUGAAGAAGUGGGCUAUUGAUGACAUGAAUAGAACAGUUGAGUGGCUGGAGAGUCAAGAAGAAAAGCCAGACCCAGAUGAGAUAGUGAAAAUAGCUGCAGGGGGGAUUCUUACUUGUUUGCAAGAUGUAAUUAGUUCCCUCAAGGAAAAACAGGAUGUCCGCAAAGCAACUGAGGACUGGAACUUCAUUCCUCGAGUCGUAGAAGAGCUGGCCAAAUUUGAUGUUUCAGGAAACAAUACAGCCUCGAUAUCAAAGGAAGAUUUACGCAGACAGGCUCUGGAGUGUAAACGUAUUUAUGAGGUGGAACUUGACAAUUUUGAUGAUAGACGGAAAAAGAAGUCAAAGGGAAAUGAAGAACAGACUAGCAGAAACGAAAGAACAAAAGCCAAUUCUGCUGGUGUACCCGCAUAUGACAGUGAUGAGACAAUUGAGAUGACUGAAGAGGAAAUAGAUCUUGCAUACAAGAAUUUGGCCUCUACAGUAUGUAAAACCUGAUUGAAUCUGUCACCUCGAGGAUCUGGGGCUGUUAUGUGGGCUUAACUGGUUUUCAGCAGAACUUUAUACUUGAGUGAAAAAUUGAAUAGAUGGAAAAGGCUAGCUUUGUGUUUGGGUGGCCUCUGUUUUUUCUUUUAGUUGGCCUUGUAAUGUUCCAAUUGUAUCUCCUACCUCCGGACACAAGUGUUAUUUUCCAUCCUCGAUUCUACCUCUUAGUGGUUAAGGUGCAAAGCCCUUUCAGUUACAAAUCCUCGUAUCGUUCAGAAAUGCAUAUUUCAUAUUCUUCUAUCCCUA
Molecule: messenger RNA, 1624 nt
Organism: Neltuma alba
Lineage: Eukaryota; Viridiplantae; Streptophyta; Magnoliopsida; Fabales; Fabaceae
Product: DNA-repair protein XRCC1
Exons: 8
Coding region: 125-1330 (401 amino acids)
Biological process (GO): base-excision repair; double-strand break repair via nonhomologous end joining; single strand break repair
Molecular function (GO): damaged DNA binding
Source: RefSeq, a predicted model, not a curated record